Messenger RNA from Huiozyma naganishii CBS 8797, 1560 nucleotides. It is a transcript of the gene SGA1, whose product is annotated as glucan 1,4-alpha-glucosidase. The coding region runs from base 1 to 1560 and encodes 519 amino acids. The record is from RefSeq and is a predicted model, not a curated record. Lineage: Eukaryota; Fungi; Ascomycota; Saccharomycetes; Saccharomycetales; Saccharomycetaceae. Gene Ontology annotation, biological process: polysaccharide metabolic process. Gene Ontology annotation, molecular function: glucan 1,4-alpha-glucosidase activity. The transcript has a single exon. Gene Ontology annotation, cellular component: fungal-type vacuole.
AUGCAAAGUGUGAUAGGCGUGUUUGCGGUUGUGCUGGUGCUCGUUGGAGUGUGUGAUUGGGGGCGGUCCCUGGUGGUCGCCGCUGCUGCCUGUGGGAAGUACGGGUUAUUCCAAGAUGCGUGUUUUGUGCAUGAUGAAAGUGUGACACUGGAUUACUCCGACGGGUUGCUGGAUCAGCAGUACGCUGCGUUGGUCAAUAGGACUGAUCUGGAGGCAUGGUUCGAGCAGGAGGUGCAGUGGGCCAAGGAGCGGAUCCAGGCAAACAUUAUAGUGCAGGCAGGUGUCUCUGUCGUGGUGGCAUCCCCCUCGAAGGUGGCCCCGGACUAUUACUACCAGUGGGUCAGAGACUCGGCAAUGACGAUGCUCACUUUCAAUGACUGGAGGGAUGAACUGGGUGACACCGCGAUGGGUGUGCUGGAAGGGUACUUACGCAACGUUUACCUGUUGCAAAGAGUCGAUAACUUGUCUGGGGAUUUCGCAGAUAAUGGCGCUAACUUGGGGGAACCCAAAUUCUUGGUGGAUAAUUCGCCCUUCAACGAGCCUUGGGGGAGACCUCAGAACGAUGGACCGCCACUUAGACUGAUCUCCUCUUUAAAGAUCCUCAAUGAUACAGAGUACGGGGGGGCACUCCAACAGGCGUUCGAUACUAUUUGUCUACCAGACUUGAACUUCGUUCUUGACCAUUGGCAAGAUGAACAUUUCGACCUGUGGGAGGAAGUCAGGGGUCAACAUUUCUUCACCUCCAUGGUGCAGUUGUACUCCAUCGACAAGACAAUACGGUUCUUGCAAGAAACGGAACUUCAGACGGCAGAUGCGCUCAAACUGCAACUGCAGACGGUAAGGAACAACCUGCAACAGUUUGUCGGCGCACAGUUCGCAUCCAUACGCGAGGGGAUCGUGGUAGAGACCCCCUCUAACUUGGGAGACAGACCUUCAGGGCUGGACAUCGCAGUCGUUCUCGCUUCCCUGCUAGUGCAUCCCAUAGAUGAAAGUACUGACGGAUUGCCCUUUGAUAUAGACGCAAGAGAGUUGCUCGAGACCUUCCAUCGGUUGGUCCAGGAAAUGCGCGACCUUUACCCAAUCAACGCAGGACUCCACGAUCUUUCAGGGGUAGCGCUCGGAAGGUACCCUGAGGACGUGUACGAUGGGGUCGGGAUCUCGGAGGCUAACCCUUGGUUCCUUUGUACUGCAGUGGGGGCAAACCUCAUGUACAGGCUCGUUACCUUAUACGAUGACAAAAAAUCAGACUUGGUCAUCCCACUGAACAACUCAGGGAUUUGGCAAAGGUUCGUGGCGUUGGACACAGAAAUACGUGUGAGUCACAAGGAGGUGGUCAUUCCGUACCACUCGCAAGCAUUCAACAAGACACUUGGAAACAUAUUUAACUUUGGGGACUCCUUCCUCAGCGUCAUCCAAAGCCACGUGAGCGAUGACGGCGAGAUGAGCGAACAGUUCAACAAAUAUACAGGAUACUUGACGGGGGCGUCGCACUUGACUUGGUCCUACUGCGAAUUCCUAAAUGCAAUAAAGGCAAGAGAUGCAGCCAAAUCUAUUUUAUAA